AUGUCCCUACCAGAGGUGGCUGCAAAAAGGGUUCGUUCAUCAACAAAGAUUUCUUUCUCUAAUGAGGAUCUUACAUGGGUCCAUUAUCCCUAUAAUGACGCGUUGUUAGUAACACUACAGAUUGGGAAAUUUGAUGUCAAAAGAAUAUUGAUCAACAAAGGCAAUUCGGCCGAAAUCAUUUACUACGGACUCUUCAAAACACUAGGGUUGUCUCAUGAAGCCCUGCUCAAUCUGGAAUCCCCACUCUAUGGCUUCAGCUUGAGCUCGGUAUUCCUUUUAGGACGUAUCUUUCUGCCAGUCAAGGCCGGAGAAACAGUCCACCAAAUCGAGUUUCAGGUGGUCAACGUGCCAUCUCCUUUUAAUGCCAUAAUGGGUAGAACUUGGCUUUACCAAAUGGAAGCUGUUUCGUCUACCUUCCACCAGGUUCUACGCUUCCCAGAAGCUAACACUGUCAGGACCAUUUGGGGGGACCAGACAAUGGCAAAAUGA
Camellia sinensis is the source of this 489-nucleotide messenger RNA. Lineage: Eukaryota; Viridiplantae; Streptophyta; Magnoliopsida; Ericales; Theaceae. The record is from RefSeq and is a predicted model, not a curated record.